This is a messenger RNA of Limulus polyphemus (Atlantic horseshoe crab), 1982 nucleotides long. RefSeq names its product secernin-2-like. Bases 233 to 1453 code for a protein of 406 amino acids. The transcript has 8 exons. Gene Ontology annotation, molecular function: dipeptidase activity; cysteine-type exopeptidase activity. NCBI's taxonomy places the organism in Eukaryota, Metazoa, Arthropoda, Merostomata, Xiphosura, Limulidae. The record is from RefSeq and is a predicted model, not a curated record. Gene Ontology annotation, biological process: proteolysis.
CAUUACUAUUAUUAUGUAUACUUACACAAGAUUAAAUGCUGUAUUUACGUUUGUUUGCGUGAUUAUGACUUGUUAUAAAGAAAAUAAAGCAAUUAUAGACACAUAACUUCAAAUUUAAAGCAUAAAUGGGUAUUUCAAUCUAAUUUAUUGUCAUCUGAUUCUAUUACGAGGAUUCCUCACGGUUGCUAUAGGGUGCUCUAAACCUUUCCUAGGCAGUGCUGUGUUACAGCGGAUGAAAAGGGAACACAAAUUUGAAAUCGGUAAGUCUGACUCAUCAUCUAUUAUGGGAUCUUUUGUGCAUUCAUGUGACACCUUUGUUGCUCUGCCACCAGCAACAGCCAAUGGAUUUGUUGUAUUUGGAAAAAAUUCUGACAGACCAUCAGAAGAAGUCCAAGAGGUUUUAUAUGUUAAGGCUACUGAUCAUCCUGCUGGAUCUAAACUCCAGUGCACUUAUAUUGAGAUAGACCAGGCUGAACACACUCAUGCUGUCAUCCUGAGUAAGCCUGCAUGGAUGUGGGGGGCCGAAAUGGGAAGUAAUGAACAUGGGGUCUGUAUUGGUAAUGAAGCAGUGUGGACCAAAUUAAAUGGACCACAAGACCACGAAGAAAAACUUCUGGGAAUGGACCUACUAAGGCUUGGUUUGGAGAGGGCUAUAACAGCACGCAAAGCUUUGGAUGUUAUUACCGAACUACUAGAAAAACACGGACAAGGAGGCCCGUGUUCUGACAUUAUACCGUCCAUGACUUACCAUAACAGUUUUAUCAUUGCCGAUCAACGAGAGGCUUGGGUUUUAGAAACUGUUGACAGAUUCUGGGCUGCAGAACAUGUUACAUGUGGAGUGAGAAAUAUUUCCAACCAUCUCUCUAUUGGUAAGAAAAUAGAUCUCAUGAGUAAGAACCUGGAGGAAAAUGCCUUCCAGAAAGGACUUUGGGAUCCUAGUAAGGGUGGUUUAGACUUUGCUCGAGCGUUUGGGGAAGGUGCUACAGACAGACGAUAUAAAUGUGGACGUAAACUUCUGACAGAACUGUCUGCAAGUGGAGGGUUUCGAGAGAAAGAUAUGUUUACAAUAUUACGUGAUGUGGACAGCGGCAUCUGCAUGUCUUCUGGAUUUUUUGUCUCCACUGGUAGUCAGGUUUCUGUGCUGACACCACCUGAUACACAUUUACCUUGUUGUCACUGGUUCACGGCAACUCCUAACCCGAGGAAUUCCAUGUUUAAACCCUUUAUAUUUUGUCCGGAUCCUGUUAUUUCAGAAGAUAUUACUUCCCCCACUUUCCCUUUAAGUGAAGACCCUGCAAAGAAUGAUAUUGAUAAACUGGAAGCAGAAUAUGUUGAAAUGGUGGAGAAGCUUCUCUCUGGUAUUAGUCCAGAAAAUAGUAUCAAAGUGAAGGACAUUUUAAAGAAAGCUGUGGAUAGUGAAAUAAGAAUUUAUAGCUCAUUUCUGGAAAUGUAGUGUAUAUUUUUCAAUACUUGAGUUUAAUAUCUUGUGAUUAGGAAGAAAAUAAAUGUGAUAAGAGAAUAAUUAGGGAAGAAAACUUUUGGGGGAUUUUUUGUAAACUUUUCAAUGUUGGCUGAUAAAGAGGGUUUUGGGGGGAAUGGGGGGGGGGUUAAUAUCUUGUGAUUAGGAAGAAAAUAAAUGCGACAAGAGAAUAAUUAGGGAAGAGAACUUUUGGGGGAUAUUUUUUAAACUUUUCAAUGUUGGCCGUUGAAGAGGGUUUUUUUGGGGGAAUGGGGGGUUAAUAUCUCAUUGCCAAUAACACAAUCAAAAAUAAAACAUGCUCAAAGUUGAGCUUUUAUAAAAUAAGUGCCACCAUAUUUCACUCCCUCCCAACAAGGACAUAAUCUCCAUGCUUUAAUGUAUCGUGUUCAACUCCUCCAGUUUUUGACUGUUCAGAAUCUAGUUAAAAUAUUUUCCCAAUCUUAAAAACAAUGGUGUGUUUACAGCUUGGAUUUUUCCUGAGAAAAAAAUCCUUUAAAAUGUA